Lontra canadensis (Northern American river otter) is the source of this 788-nucleotide messenger RNA. RefSeq names its product glia maturation factor gamma (gene GMFG). Gene Ontology annotation, cellular component: actin cortical patch. NCBI's taxonomy places the organism in Eukaryota, Metazoa, Chordata, Mammalia, Carnivora, Mustelidae. The coding region runs from base 177 to 668 and encodes 163 amino acids. The record is from RefSeq and is a predicted model, not a curated record. Gene Ontology annotation, molecular function: Arp2/3 complex binding; actin binding. The transcript is spliced from 8 exons. Gene Ontology annotation, biological process: negative regulation of Arp2/3 complex-mediated actin nucleation; actin filament debranching.
GACACAGCGUCUUAGAGGAACUCAAAGAAAAUACAGUCGGGGUGGACGGAGUGUAUUGUUCCGGGCAAGGAGUGGUGGGAAAUGAGCUGUGGCCAGAUGUUUGGCCACUUGAGGGAGUUUGGGCUUGUCUUGAGGACGCUAGGGAGCCAUGGAAGGGCUUCAAGUCAGGGAGAGUCAUGCCCUGGUCCCUAAUUCUAGAAGACAGCGGAACUGAGAAGAGGCCUGUGGACAGAAAAGUCAUGUCGGAUUCCCUGGUGGUGUGCGAGGUGGACCCUGAACUAAAGGAAAAGCUGAGAAAAUUUCGCUUCAGAAAAGAGACAGACAAUGCAGCCAUAAUCAUGAAGGUGGACAAGGACCGGCAGAUGGUCGUGCUCGAGGAAGAAUUUCAGAACAUUUCUCCAGAGGAAUUAAAAACAGAGUUGCCAGAGAGACAGCCCAGGUUUGUGGUUUACAGCUACAAGUACGUGCACGAGGACGGCCGAGUGUCCUACCCAUUGUGCUUCAUCUUCUCCAGUCCUGUGGGCUGCAAGCCUGAACAGCAGAUGAUGUACGCAGGGAGUAAAAACAGACUGGUGCAGACAGCAGAGCUCACAAAGGUAUUUGAAAUCCGCACCACUGAUGACCUCACCGAGGCCUGGCUCCAAGAGAAGUUGUCUUUCUUUCGUUGACCUCUGAGCUGCGGAACUGGAUUCCUGAUGUCGGAGUCUCUGAAGAAACUGGGGACUGGGACCCUCUAGGACCUGAACGUCUGAGACCCUAAGGAAAUUAAAAUGCAGGAAUUCAAGAGA